GUACCCCGACGGAAGUUAAUUCAUAGCGUACACACACGUGUUACUGUUUACAUAUUGCUGAAAGCAGCAACUCUCUUCUUAACGCAAAAUGGAUUGCCUACGAGCACUAGAACUGUACAGUGGAAUAGGUGGAAUGCAUUACGCACUGAAAGAGAGUGGAGUGUCAGCUGAAGUGGCGGCUGCUGUGGACGUCAAUACAACAGCCAAUCAGAUUUACAAACACAAUUUUCCAGAUACAACCCUGUGGUCUAAGACAAUUGAGGGUAUUACGUUAAGUGACUUUGACAAGCUAGAGUUUGACAUGAUUUUGAUGAGUCCUCCAUGCCAGCCCUUUACAAGAAUCGGACUGCAGGGUGAUAUAUCGGACCCAAGGGCGAAAAGCUUCCUGUACAUCCUUGACCUUCUUCCAAGGUUAAGCAAACUGCCACGUUUCAUUCUCCUGGAGAAUGUGAAAGGCUUUGAGACCUCCAGCGCUAGAGAUGCUUUGCUGACGACUCUCAGAGACUGUGGCUACAGCUUCCAAGAGUUCCUCCUCACACCCACAGCUCUUGGUAUACCGAAUUCAAGGCUGCGUUACUUCCUCAUCGCAAAGGCACCACCUGAUUCCUUUUCUUUCCAGACAAGCUCAGAGAUUUUGGAAAGCUUUCCAUCAUCCCUCAGUGUUGAGUCCUCCUCGGACUCCACCACAUCAUCAGUCUCUCCGUCUGAGUGCCCACACAGUGCAAACGGAGAAGACGGACACAUCCUAUACAAGAUGGAGACAGCCAAGGACGCCCAGAGGAAGAUUGGACAGAAUAAUGACCAGACGGUCAGGAGGAUACAGGAGUUCAUGGAGGUCCAGGGAGAAGAUGAUGAUGUGGAACGGUAUCUGCUGCCCCCUAAAACGCUAUUGCGCUACGCUCUGCUCAUGGACAUUGUACGGCCUACCUGCAGACGAUCUGUGUGCUUCACCAAAGGGUAUGGCCACUAUGUGGAGGGCACGGGCUCUGUGCUGCAGUCGUGUGUGGAGGAGGACAUGGAGGAGGCAUUCAGCUCCCUAGAGGAGCAGUCAGAUGAGGAGAAGCUGAGGAGGCUACAGAGGCUGCGACUGCGCUACUUCACCCCCAGGGAGAUCGCCAACCUCAUGGGCUUCUCUCCAGACUUCACUUUCCCAGAAGACAUCUCGAUAAAGCAGCGGUAUCGGGUUCUGGGGAACAGUCUGAACGUUCAUGUGGUGGCUCGUCUCAUCAAACUAAUGGUGUCGUGACCAGAAUUGGACUUGAUGGAUUAGUGAAAUGGAUAACAUUGUUAUGGAUUGGGAUAUCAUGGUGGAUGGACAGCUUGAAGGACAUUUUUGUUCUUAUUUCCCCAGAUUUGGACACUGUUGCAUUUUGAAGUGGUUGGAACACUUGAGGGACAUUUAAGAUCACGUGUUUCCUUCCUGUGUGUCCCAAGAAUGUCUCACAAUGUCUUUUCGUACAUUUUUAUUUACUGCACAGAAGGAAAAAAAAUGGGUGAAUUAUUUAAUAAAAAAUGCAUU
Engraulis encrasicolus (European anchovy) is the source of this 1519-nucleotide messenger RNA. RefSeq names its product tRNA aspartic acid methyltransferase 1 (gene trdmt1). The record is from RefSeq and is a predicted model, not a curated record. NCBI's taxonomy places the organism in Eukaryota, Metazoa, Chordata, Actinopteri, Clupeiformes, Engraulidae. Gene Ontology annotation, cellular component: nucleus. The coding region runs from base 89 to 1246 and encodes 385 amino acids. Gene Ontology annotation, molecular function: methyltransferase activity. The transcript is spliced from 10 exons.